Messenger RNA from Macrosteles quadrilineatus (aster leafhopper), 786 nucleotides. RefSeq lists its product as uncharacterized. The record is from RefSeq and is a predicted model, not a curated record. Bases 67 to 639 code for a protein of 190 amino acids. NCBI's taxonomy places the organism in Eukaryota, Metazoa, Arthropoda, Insecta, Hemiptera, Cicadellidae. The transcript has 3 exons.
GAUGUUUUGACAGUAUAAAACCGCUGUCCCAUUCCAGAUUCCACACCAGAAACACAUGAUUUCAAGAUGAACGAGUUCUUACUGUUUUCAUUGGUUUUCUUCUGCGUUGUACAAUGCAAAACUUUGCUAAUCGAAGCAAUCAACCUCUCCAAUUACCCGGACGAUUUUGAGGCAGCUUUCUUGACGGGUUUGAUGGGCGUUAAAGACCAACUAAACCUUUGGGACCGAAUGAGCGAACCUCGAAGCCAAAGUAAAUUUACCAGCGACCUGGAAACAAAAUGUAAAUAUAAAACUUAUCUCAUCGUGACAGGUUCCAGGGAUCAAGAAGGUGAACAUAUUAUAUCUUUAUACGUUGAAUACCGGCUACUAGCAAAGUUUACUACAUCAAAAUUCUCUGCUAGCAAAUUUGUCUUGUAUAACGUAACUGCAGAGUCAUGUGACAGAGUGGUUGUAAAAUAUAUUACAUCAAAGACAAAUUGUGUUGCUUGGGUGAUUGAGAAGCGUGACAUAUUUACAACCCAGGCAGUACAAAUACGUGGAGAUCGUAAUUCGUAUAUAAGGGACUGGGUUUGGGAAAUCACCUCAGCGGAAAACUGUGAUGUGAAAGAUGCAAAUGAAUUCACACGAUUCGAUCCUUAAGAUGACAGCCACAACCUCACUCAGAUGAAUUGAAGCAAACAUUAAAUAUAGUUUUUUAUUUAUUGAUUAAAGAGGGAAUAAAUAAUUGCUAUCAAGUAUAAUAAUCCAUGGUUAAUCCUAUCCUGUACCCUAUAUACUACAAGUAAG